CCCAUGUUUCCCCUGUUUCCCAUAUUUUCCCACAUUUCCCGCGUCUCCAGAAAAUAGUUGCCCACUUCUUCCCACUUUACCCAUGUUACAAAAGAAAACAGCCCACUUUAUCCCACUUUGUCCACAUUUGAACGGAAAACUGCCCACGUUUUUACCCACAUAUCCCAGGUCCAAAAAAAGUAACCAACUGGUUCUGUCACCGUAUGCUGUGAAAAAAAUUGCACAGAAUGUCUCAUCUGGACUGUAAAGACAUUGGUGAAGUUUUACAUGACAAUGAAGAAGACGUCGUCACUCCUUGGGAAGUAUCAACUAGCUCAAGCAGCGGUGUGGAUUAUGAUAAACUUAUUAUUCGUUUUGGUUGCUCGAAAAUCACCGAUGAUUUGCUUCUGCGACUCUCUAACGUUUGCCCACAACCACUUCACCACCUUUUGAAGCGUAAAAUCUUCUUUUCACAUAGGGACCUAGAACAGAUUAUUCUACGGAUUGAACAGAAAAAGCCAUUCUUCUUGUAUACUGGAAGAGGCCCGUCGUCCGAAUCCUUACAUCUUGGACAUGUCGUUCCUUUCAUAAUAAAUAAGUGGCUACAGGACGUUUUUAAUGUUCCCCUCGUUAUCCAGUUAACUGACGACGAAAAGUUUCUAUGGAAAAACUUAUCCAUCUCAGAAGUUCGCCAUCUGACUCGCGAAAAUGCAAAAGAUAUAAUUGCCAUGGGUUUCGACCCCAAAAAAACAUUUAUUUUCAGCGAUUUUGAGUACAUGGGAGCAUGCCCAGAUUUUUAUCGAACUGUUUGUCAAAUACAACGCUUAGUUACUUACAAUCAAGUUCGUGCAAUCUUUGGCUUUAAUGAUAGUGAUUGUAUUGGAAAAAUAUCUUUUCCAGCCGUGCAAGCAGCUCCUUCAUUUGCCCAGUCUUUCCCAUCUGUGUUUAAAAAUCUUAAGAAACCAGAGGAGGUGGGCUGUUUCAUCCCAUGUGCUAUUGAUCAAGAUCCAUACUUUAGAAUGACAAGAGAUGUUGCUCCUCGCCUUGGUCUGCCUAAACCAUCUCUUAUGUAUUCAGUAUUCUUUCCUGCCUUACAAGGAAAUCAGACAAAAAUGAGUGCGAGUAAUCCCAACACAUCAAUAUUUUUAACAGAUACACCAAAACAAAUAAAAAAUAAGAUCAAUAAAUAUGCUUAUUCUGGUGGCGGGGAUACAGUUGCUGAACAUAGAGAACGUGGCGGAAAUUGUGAUAUCGAUGUAUCUUUCCAGUACUUACGAUUCUUUCUAGAAGAUGAUAAUAAAUUAGAGCAAAUACGUCAGGAUUACUCGUGUGGCAAAAUGCUGACUGGUGAAUUGAAAAAGGAGCUAAUAGCGCUAUUAACUGAAUUUGUUGGUCAGCAUCAGAAGAGAAGAGCAACAGUCACAGAUGAAGUUCUCGAUAAAUUUAUGACUCCUCAUCCAUUAAAUCUUCCUUUUAUAUGAUGAACACAAUAUUUAUAUAUCUAUUUGUUGUGUAUUGAAUAUUACCCUAAUAAUAUGAAGUGUAACUUUUGUGAAUAAAUCUGUAUGGAAUAUAAUACCAGUGUAUGUGCGUGUGUU
Molecule: messenger RNA, 1577 nt
Organism: Trichobilharzia regenti
Lineage: Eukaryota; Metazoa; Platyhelminthes; Trematoda; Strigeidida; Schistosomatidae
Source: the annotation of a GenBank genome assembly